CAUUUGAAUAUAAUUGAUUUUUUAUUUAUCAACGACUAGUAUAAAUACAAACAAGCCUACCAUUUAUAUGCAUUGCAUUAUUUGAUUGGUAAUCUUUCAAUUUAAUUCCUUAUACAAAGCGAUUUUAUUGGUGGAACUCAGAAGAACAAAGAAAACCAGAGAAGCUAUGAAUAGUGGGAACGUGUACAACUCGUAUGGAACAUCAUGGGCAGACCAGUGGGAUAAUGGUCCUGAUCCUGUUAUGGCUGGUUCUAAAAACAAGAACAGCACAACAAAAUAUAAGGAAAAAGUUGGGGAAGGUUUAGGUAAGACCAAAGUAGUUGCUUCCAGUGGUGUGAAGAAGAUAAAAGAUGGUACCUCGGUUGGUCUCAACUGGAUCAAGACCAAGUAUUCUAAAGCCACCAACAAACAUUAGCAUACAUCGAAUAUUUGAAAUAUAACUUGUUUGUGUACAUGUCUUUUUGGAUUCAUUUAUUCUUGGUGUGUAUUACUUUUAUAACUGUAGUUUAAUUUUGACAUUUUUUAUAUUUAGGUUUGUUGUACAUCCAUCUUUCAGUCUAAAAUAUCAUGUUUUGUGAACUGGUUUAUCAUGCUAGUAUGUGAUUGAACCAAUACGAAAACGCCCUGUUAAGUUUUUGUG
Molecule: messenger RNA, 640 nt
Organism: Vicia villosa (hairy vetch)
Lineage: Eukaryota; Viridiplantae; Streptophyta; Magnoliopsida; Fabales; Fabaceae
Exons: 1
Coding region: 167-415 (82 amino acids)
Source: RefSeq, a predicted model, not a curated record